GAUUCCUCGUCCCCUUUGUUCUCAAAGCAUGUUGAAGAUAUCGUCUCUAAUAGCACCUCGCUGCAGGUACAUGCCUUCCAUCAAGCGGCCAAGCUGAACGGCCGUUGGGGUUACUCUCCUUUCCGUCGUCGGCCCAUUGGUCCUUUUCAUCCGGUCGGCAAGAUCGCUCUCCUCUGCGUAACAAGAGCCGGCGUAAUCAGACUCCUGUACCAGAAUCCGGACCAUAGAUGGGCAGAGAUAUCCGCUGAGCUGAAGACCACUGGCCAUUCGGACCGACUUCUAACGCACGCGGCGCUCGUGGCUACCCAAGGUACUCUUUUCAGGGCUCUUCUUGUCAGAACUCUUCUCGCUAAUCUGAGGAAUCUAGGGGGUAUCCUCAUAGCAACGCACUCUGCUUGCCAAAAGAUUGGCCUCUACCGGGUGCAUAUCACCUGGAAUCCGGCCCAAUGGGACCCGAAUCAGCCUAAGCAAGCUUCUGCAACACAUCCUUUCCCAACGCCGAGCUUUCGUAUCUUUCACAGCAAGACCGAAAAUCCGAGUAGCGUUUUCACACCCAACCGGAACCAGAGCGAUAAUUCGAAGGAGCACUCGCCGGCCCCAAGCUCUCUAUACAGCCUUACCCGUCUUGACAUCGUUCCUGGACAAUCAGACAGCACGGGUGGCUCUGCGUCGGGCCCGUGGAUACUGGCAGUCUACUCGAAUACCAUGCACGCCACAAGCCAUGACCCUCAGCAGCAAGCCCCCCCGUCUUCUGUUAUCGUCCGGUGGCAAAUGGAGACGGCAUCGCUGUCCCUGCAUCCCAAAUUCGAUGAGGUAAUAUCAAAGAAGAACAACGUUCAAGCAAAGGUAGAUCAGUCAAUUCCCCCUAUCCUUAGAAACCACCGCGGU
Rasamsonia emersonii CBS 393.64 is the source of this 888-nucleotide messenger RNA. Its product is annotated as RNA polymerase II Mediator complex subunit Sin4. The record is from RefSeq and is a predicted model, not a curated record. Gene Ontology annotation, cellular component: mediator complex. The transcript has a single exon. The annotation marks the transcript as partial. Gene Ontology annotation, biological process: positive regulation of DNA-templated transcription. NCBI's taxonomy places the organism in Eukaryota, Fungi, Ascomycota, Eurotiomycetes, Eurotiales, Trichocomaceae.